Messenger RNA from Neoarthrinium moseri, 504 nucleotides. RefSeq lists its product as uncharacterized. The transcript has 3 exons. Bases 1 to 504 code for a protein of 167 amino acids. The record is from RefSeq and is a predicted model, not a curated record. Gene Ontology annotation, molecular function: thioredoxin peroxidase activity. Gene Ontology annotation, cellular component: cytoplasm; mitochondrion; peroxisome. Gene Ontology annotation, biological process: hydrogen peroxide catabolic process; cellular response to oxidative stress; cell redox homeostasis. Lineage: Eukaryota; Fungi; Ascomycota; Sordariomycetes; Amphisphaeriales; Apiosporaceae.
AUGACUGCGCUCCAGAAAGGCGACAAUUUCCCCAGUGGUGUUACCUUUGACUACAUACCGCAUACCAACGACAAGACCAGUAUUAAUACCUGUGGUGUUCCAAUUAAAUAUGAUGCUUCGAAAGAGUUCGCGAGCAAGAAGAUUAUUCUGGUCUCUGUACCGGGUGCCUUCACCGGAACCUGUUCUGAAAAGCAUCUUCCGGGCUACAUUACCAACCUGACCAGAUUCAAAGAAAAGGGCGUCGACCAGAUUGCCGUUAUUGCCUACAACGAUGCCUACGUAAUGAGCGCGUGGGGCAAAGCCCAAGGAGUGCAAAACGACGACAUUAUUUUUCUUUCCGAUACAAAUGUCAGCUUCUCCAAGAACCUGGGUUGGCUGAAGGGGGAGCGGACUGCCCGAUACGCUCUCAUUGUUGAUCAUGGCAAAGUCGUGUAUGCCGAGAAGGAGCCUGCCCGUGAGGUGACAGUCUCCUCGGCCGACGCAGUGUUGGCAGAGCUCGCAUAA